Harpia harpyja (harpy eagle) is the source of this 1611-nucleotide messenger RNA. RefSeq names its product carboxypeptidase A1-like. The transcript has 11 exons. Lineage: Eukaryota; Metazoa; Chordata; Aves; Accipitriformes; Accipitridae. Gene Ontology annotation, molecular function: metallocarboxypeptidase activity; zinc ion binding. The coding region runs from base 310 to 1569 and encodes 419 amino acids. Gene Ontology annotation, biological process: proteolysis. The record is from RefSeq and is a predicted model, not a curated record.
CCGUGACACCUACUCGCACCAAGCCGGCUGCACGGGCACGCAUCCUCCCUGGCCGCCCGCGGCAGGACCUGAGCGGUGAGGAAGACGUUAUCGGAUCCUCCCUAAUUUGGCUGCUCUUUUAUUGACUUCGCCAAAUAAAGCAAACAUUUGGGCUCCUGGGAGCCGUUCCUGGCUAAUCUGUUUGUUGCUGCUGGCUCCGCGGGGACGGCAGAUGUGGCCUUGGUGAGAAGGUCCGCGAGUGCCCCCGGAGCACUAUAUAGGGGGCUAUAUACACCCUCAGGGGCUGAGGUUCGUCUACGUCCACUCACCAUGAAGAUCCUCCUGGUCUUCGCCACCCUCGUGGCAGCCGCCUGCGGCGAGCAACUUUUCAUGGGGGACCAGGUCCUCCGCAUCACGGCCAGCAACGAGGAGCAGAUCACCCUGCUCAGGGCGCUGGGUGAGCAGGCAGAGCUGCAGGUUGACUUUUGGCUUGACCCCACCAGCCCCGGUCACCCAGCCGACCUGCGGGUGCCCUUUCCCAGCCUCCAAGCAGUCAAAAUCUUCCUGGAGUCCAAUAGCAUUUCCUACAGCAUCAUGAUCAAGGACGUACAGGAAUUAGUGGAUGAAGAAAAGAAAGCCAUGAUGAAGUCUAGGAGGAUAGAGAGAAGCACCCGCACAUUCGAUUUUGCCUCCUACCACACGAUAGACGAGAUCUACGACUGGAUGGACAUGCUGGUAGAUGAUCAUCCCAGCCUCGUUAGCAAGAUCCAGAUCGGGCAGAGCUACGAGAACAGACCCUUGUACGUGCUGAAGUUCAGCACCGGGGGAUCGAAUCGGCCGGCCAUCUGGCUGGACACUGGCAUCCACUCGCGGGAAUGGAUCACGCAAGCCACCGGCGUCUGGACGGCCAACAAGAUCGCCGAGGAAUACGGCCAGGACCCCUCCAUCACCGCCAUCCUGGACAGCAUGGACAUCUUCUUCGAGAUCGUCACCAACCCUGAUGGCUAUGCCUUCACCCACAGCUCCAACCGCAUGUGGCGCAAGACGAGGUCCAUCAACGCCGGCUCCCACUGCGUUGGCGUGGACCCCAACCGAAACUGGGACGCAGGCUUUGGAGGCGCCGGCUCCAGCAGCAACCCCUGCUCCGAGACCUACCGCGGCCCUUACCCCCACUCUGAGAGCGAAGUGAAAGCCAUCGUGGACUUCAUCCGCGGCCACGGGAACGUGAAAUCGGUCAUCUCCAUCCACAGCUACUCCCAGAUGCUGCUUUUCCCCUACGGCUACAAGACAGCACCCGCGCCCAACCACCGGGAACUGAAUGAACUGGCUAAAAAGGCGGUGAGCGACUUGGCUGUCGUGUAUGGGACGAAAUACACCUACGGCAGCACCGUGGACACCAUCUACUUGGCAGACGGGACCACCAUCGACUGGGCCUACGACAACGGGGUGAAAUAUUCCUUCACCUUCGAGCUGAGGGACACGGGACGCUACGGCUUCCUCCUGCCCAGCACCCAGAUCAUCCCCACCGCUACCGAGACCUGGCCGGCGCUGCUGGACAUCAUGAUCCACGUCCUGGAGCAUCCGUACUAAAGCUGGCGCCUUCCACGGCGUCCCCUCAUCUCAAUAAAUAAU